Molecule: messenger RNA, 273 nt
Organism: Suillus bovinus
Lineage: Eukaryota; Fungi; Basidiomycota; Agaricomycetes; Boletales; Suillaceae
Exons: 2
Coding region: 18-266 (82 amino acids)
Source: RefSeq, a predicted model, not a curated record
CUAGGGUCACUCCAUAGAUGUACAUUGCGUCGGCCUGUCUCUUCAUGGACACCUUCUCAGCUGCUAUCGUAUCAUUAGGAUGCCAAAAUGGUGAGCACAUGGGAGUUGAUUUGCAUCGUGGGCACCAGGUCUCAUCAGAGACAUCCUUGUUGAGGGUAGGAAUGCUGUCGCGAUGCAAGAAGCCCGAUGAUCGUUUUGUAGUUGAUGAUGCUCGCAUUGUUCCAUUGCUUCCUUCCUCUGGGGACUUUUGUCUAGGAGCGCAGUAGAGGCGUA